CAACUGUAUAACAGACGAAACCUGGAAACGGUUGUCAAGUUCUUCUAUUUGUGUUUCAAUUAUUAAAAGGGAAAUAUUUUAUUUAAAAUUUCUGUAUAAACAUGGCUACCGAAGUGGAUGAGACUAUCAAGAGAAUCCAGUCUCAUAAAGGAGUGAUUGGAAUAAUCAUACUCAACUCAGAUGGAAUUCCAAUUAAAACAACAAUGGACAACAAUACCACCAUUGAGUAUGCUGGGUUGAUGACCAAUUUCGUUGAAAAAGCUCGCAGGACAGUGAAGGACUUGGACAGCUCCAAUGAACUGACUUUUCUUCGCGUUCGCUCCAAAAAGAAUGAAAUCCUAAUAGCUCCAGAUAAAGAAUAUUUUCUGAUAGUUGUGCAAAAUCCUAACGAGUGAAAAGUGAGUCUCUGUAUUUCUUUGUGUAAGAUGCGAAGAUGUUUUCAAGCAGAUGCAUCUGGAUGUGUUAUCUGCAUUUUACACCAAGAACUUAAAAAAAGAAAAAAAAAAGAAACUUUUCUUCUUAACAUUAUUUUUAUGAUUUGAAUUUAUUUAUUUUGACAUAAUAAGUUAUAUUAUCUUACUAACUCUUUGUUUUUGAGAAGAGUAGAAUAUGUGUUCUUUGUUAAAUUUUAUAAGAAAUAAAGUAUUGCA
Messenger RNA from Uloborus diversus, 650 nucleotides. RefSeq names its product dynein light chain roadblock-type 1-like (gene robl). Gene Ontology annotation, biological process: microtubule-based movement. NCBI's taxonomy places the organism in Eukaryota, Metazoa, Arthropoda, Arachnida, Araneae, Uloboridae. Gene Ontology annotation, molecular function: dynein intermediate chain binding. Gene Ontology annotation, cellular component: centrosome; cytoplasm; cytoplasmic dynein complex. Bases 102 to 395 code for a protein of 97 amino acids. The transcript has 4 exons. The record is from RefSeq and is a predicted model, not a curated record.